GUAAAAGUAGAAAGAAGAAAAAAAGAUGCGUCGAUCGGCGAGCGCCUCCAUAGUUUCCGACCAACUCUCAGCGAAUUCUCCUUCGCCAUCACCAUCUCCGCCGCGAAUUAAAACCUCCGCAGAUUCGGAUGAUAGCCACCUUCUUUUGCCUAGGUACGAUCCCAACUCUCAUCCCGGGAAGAAGAACAAAUCGCGAUUCAGAUCCGCCGAGAACGCUAUCCAUUUCAUUCCGAUCGUACUCAUUCUCUGCGCAGUCAUACUUUGGAUGUUUUCGAAUCCAGGUAACCAAAUUCAAUUCCUCGGAGACAAAUCCUCUGUUCAUGUUCGAGAAUCUCUGUAAUUUUUAAGGUUUUGGUUGUGACUUGUAUUUCUAUUGUCUGAUUUGUUCACAGUAGCAAAGAUCAAACAGUGACAAAUUGACAUGGUGGAAGACAGACUUUGAUUAGGUCAAGCUUUACUCUGUUCUUGUUGAGACAAUUUUCUCACAAAUGUUAGCUUCUAGAAUUACAUUGUAUGAUUCUUUUACAUUCAAUCACAGAGUUUAUAUUGUUCCUAUGAUUAUACAUUGUUCAAGUCUCUCUAUUCAAUGGAUCUCACUAUAUAUAC
This is a messenger RNA of Arabidopsis thaliana (thale cress), 606 nucleotides long. RefSeq lists its product as uncharacterized. The record is from RefSeq and is marked reviewed. Lineage: Eukaryota; Viridiplantae; Streptophyta; Magnoliopsida; Brassicales; Brassicaceae. Bases 26 to 340 code for a protein of 104 amino acids. The transcript has a single exon.